Messenger RNA from Zingiber officinale, 2048 nucleotides. RefSeq lists its product as uncharacterized. Bases 243 to 1784 code for a protein of 513 amino acids. The record is from RefSeq and is a predicted model, not a curated record. NCBI's taxonomy places the organism in Eukaryota, Viridiplantae, Streptophyta, Magnoliopsida, Zingiberales, Zingiberaceae. Gene Ontology annotation, molecular function: DNA binding; DNA-binding transcription factor activity. The transcript has 6 exons.
CCAGUCAACGUAGGGAAUACUUUCCCAUGUCUUCUUGCAUACUGUGCCAUUAUUCUAUCAAAUUUCCCCACAAUAUUAUCUCAUCUUCCUUAGCUUCUUUCAUACAAAUAACAUUAUAUUUGCACCCCCAAUUCCUCUUCUCUUCCCUUCUUUCUCCAUCCAUCCUUCAAUUAGGGCAAAUGAUCACCAUACCCUAAUUAAUUUAAGAAAGAGGAUCUCUCCCAGAGUUGGUUAAUUCAGAUAUGGCAAGGGGAGGGGGAGAUCGAGGGGGAGAGUUUAAUCAAGAUCACGCCGAGGAAAUUCCGCGAUCUACUCAAAAUAGAAAGAGGAGACUACUUCAUGAGCAUGAGCUUCAGCUCAAGUUGGAUCUUAACGAGGACGUGUAUCAUCAUGAUGUAGCUGAAGAAGAACAAGAAGAUGAUAAUGAUGAUGAAGAUAAGGGUAGCACCACAGAGGUGGUCGGAGAAAGGAGUGGCAGCAGCAACAGCAACAGCAACAACGGUGAUGAUGGCAACGACGAGGAAGAUGAAGAGGAAGAUAAUAGCAUGAAGAGGGUAGAGAGCGGUAACACGAAUGGUGAAGGGAGCAGCGAGAGAUUGGCUUCGGUGAGGCAGUACAACAGAUCCAAGACGCCGAGGUUGCGGUGGACUCCCGACCUCCAUCUCUCAUUUGUUCAUGCAGUCGAGAGACUUGGUGGCCAAGACAGAGCCACUCCAAAGUUGGUCCUUCAGAUGAUGAAUGUGAGAGGGUUGAGCAUAGCUCAUGUAAAGAGUCAUUUGCAGAUGUACAGAAGCAAGAAACUAGAUGAUUCCGGGAAAGAGAAAAUAAUCUCUUCAGUUUUAUCUCCAAUGGAUUUGCACCUGAGAAGAGGUGAUCCUAGGUUUCAUGAGACGCUAUACCACAGAGCAGCAUCGUACCAACCCUUCAGAUUAAUGGAAAAUGGUGGUGGCGGCGGCGGCUGCGGCUACUUCCCCAGCAGGAGUAGUAUCUCUAAUUUCAGCCUUAAUCUCCAACCAUCACUAAAUUACCAGCACUCACUGGAUUUAAGCACCAGAAAAUUAGGGCUUCAAGGAUGGGCAUUUAACCAGCAAACACCAACACGAGGUGGAUUAUACUUGAAGGAGCAUGGCAUUAACGAAAAGUUUGGAUCUUUCUAUGACAAACUCUUCAACAAGGAAGCCAAAGCAUUCAAUACUUCACCACAUGUGCUCAACCAGCAGAGAAGCGAGGUCGAGCAGUCACCAGUAGAAGAAAAAAUGACAAUGGAGAGGAAUCUCAUGAACAAGAUUAACGGCAGCUUUAAUUGGAUGAUCAGUAGUAGUAGCAUGCGACCACUAGCCUCCACUUCUGGUUCUAUGUUAGAAUGCAAAAGCAGUAGCCAUGCUGAUAGUAGCAUCAAGUAUCAGUUCGAUGACCUAUUUAGACUUGAGUUACAUAAGCAAGAAUUUGCAAGAAGAGAGCAAGAAGCAAAGAAGAAGAUGAGGCUGAGUAGUACAGCCCCAGCCCCAGAGUGGAGUCAUCACAACUUGCAACUAAGUUUGAGGCCGAGCUCGGGGGAUCAUGUGGAUGGAUCAGUGGGAGAUAAAAACAAGUGUGAAGAAACUGGUAAUAAGACUAGUGUGCUCUCGCUUUCCCUUUCGCUUUCGCCCUCUACGUCUUCUUCGAUGCUGCAAGAAGAUCAAGGCCGAGAUAGCAAACUUGAAAUGAUGCAGAGGGUCGGCAAGAAGGCCGGUUUGGGGCCGAGUACUUUAGAUCUGACCAUGACUAUUAAAGCAUCGGAGUGAGAUCUUUCAAGUACUUGCAUGUCUCAAAGGCCUCUAGGUAAUUAAUUAUAGAUCCAUUAAGUGUGACAAUUAAGUUUGAUGCAGCAUGAAAUUAAGGAUCGAUCGAAUAAAGGGUUUGAUCACUAGCUAGUGCAUGGUUAAUUUGAUUUGGUUGUUAUAUAGGAGGUAGCAUGGAUUAAUCCUAUCCUAUAAUGUACUGCUAUAUAUCAUCCCAAAUCAAAUUAAUUGAAGUGUUAUUCCAGUAGCUAGUCGAUCGGAGUCUAU